GACUGUCAUCGAGAACAGCUGUUACUUGUUUUGUAGUUGCUUCUCACAUUAAAAGUAAUGCGUUUAAAUGAACACGUUAAAUUGGUUGGUAACCGUGUGUUGCUUGUGCCCUAUGAGGCGUCUAUGGUGCCUAAAUAUCAUGAAUGGAUGAGUGACGCCACUCUGAGAGAUCUUACCGCCUCGGAGCAACUAUCAUUGGAGGAAGAGUACGAAAUGCAGCUGAGCUGGCGAGAGGACAACGACAAGCUCACUUUUAUUAUACUCUGUGCAGAGACGUACGAAAGGACCAAAGAUGAGAUCACAGCAAUGGUGGGAGACACAAAUCUUUUUAUACACUGCGACGAAGAGAGCGGUGAUUGUGUGGCGGAAGCUGAGAUAAUGAUAGCAGCAGUCGAGGCACGCGGCAAAGGAUAUGGUCGCGAGGCUAUGCUGCUCAUGUUGAAGUAUGCACAGACACAGCUGCCGCUGAAAAAAUUCGAGGCCAAGAUUGACAUAGACAAUGCGAAAUCUAUACGUCUGUUUGAAAGCUUCCAGUUUGUCGAAGUGCGACGCGUUGAGGUAUUCCAUGAGGUGACUUUCGACCGUGCUAUUACAGCCGCUUGGUUGGCCUGGCUAGAUGAACAAGUGCAGCUGAAAUGUGAACACUAUGGUGCAAUUGAUAAAAGUAGUUAGCUACUAAUUGAAUUUAUACUUUGUUUAUUACAUUUAAUUUACAACUACUUGCCUUACAUAUUGCAUUUUAUGUGUAAACUCUGACUGCAGCUAUAGUCAUUGCGUGUGUAAUGCUGUAUAUGUGGACUCGUGAGCUCUGUGGCAGCAUAUGCUAGUCAGUUAUAAAAUAUAUAAAUGAAUAUAUUUUCAUGA
Drosophila busckii is the source of this 864-nucleotide messenger RNA. Its product is annotated as N-acetyltransferase 9-like protein. Gene Ontology annotation, biological process: protein acetylation. Gene Ontology annotation, molecular function: N-acetyltransferase activity. Bases 58 to 672 code for a protein of 204 amino acids. Lineage: Eukaryota; Metazoa; Arthropoda; Insecta; Diptera; Drosophilidae. The record is from RefSeq and is a predicted model, not a curated record. The transcript has a single exon.